AUGACAUCUAACAUAUCUGAUCUUUUCCUUCCAAUAGAUUCUCUGCGCUGUAAAUUGAAAGACUUUGAAGUGAAUGUGACUCUGGAUCAAGAAACAGCACAUCCUGAACUCUGGGUGUCAAAGAACCUCAAAAGUAUGAAAUGUGCAGACAUAACGGGGGAACAACCUAAAGAUCUGGACAUUGUUGAUUCUUAUCGCUGUGUCCUGGGCUCUGAGAGAUUUAACUCUGGGAGACAUUAUUGGGAAGUGGAGCUUAAGAACAAGACUAUGUGGCACUUGGGGGUUUCUGCUGAAUCAGAAAACAGGGAGAGGUACAAAAGUAUAGCACCUGAAGAUGGAUACUGGGCCAUAAGGUUGUGGAAUGGAGAAUACAAAGCCCUCUCCACUCCUCGGACAACAAUCACCGUGGAAACAAAACCCACGAGGGUUGGGAUUUUUCUGGACUAUGAGGCAGGAGAGCUCUCAUUUUACAAUUUAUCUGAUGACUCCCAUAUCUACACUUUCAGAUAUAGCUUCCCUGGGACACUUCGGCCUUUCUUCAGUCCAGGUAUACAUGGAUCUAAAGAGGAUGCUCCCCUGACCAUCUGCCCAGUUAUAGACUGGCAAUGAAGGACACAUUGUCAUUCACAACUACCAUUACAAUUUUCUAGCUAUGUUAGAUGCACACAGGAAAAAUUUUUGGUAAAAUGUCUGAUGAUGGGGAAACAUCUAGUCGAGCUGGUUGAAAAUUGAGAGACAAAAUGUUUUUUCUUCGGAAAAUACCAUGUCAUCGAUAUCUGAACUUUCCAUGGGAGUGUGUCGAUUUCAACAAAACUUAGUUUAGAAAAAAAAUUAAACACAGCAUUUCAUUAAUGUUAAAAUGCCCCUUUUGAUACUUACAGAACAAAACAUUUUGAUUUUUUUUUCAAAAUGACCUUUGUUUAACAUUUUAUUGUAUAUAAUAUGAUAAAAGG
Molecule: messenger RNA, 953 nt
Organism: Caretta caretta (loggerhead turtle)
Lineage: Eukaryota; Metazoa; Chordata; Testudines; Cheloniidae
Source: RefSeq, a predicted model, not a curated record